Messenger RNA from Arctia plantaginis, 1374 nucleotides. NCBI's taxonomy places the organism in Eukaryota, Metazoa, Arthropoda, Insecta, Lepidoptera, Erebidae. The record is from the annotation of a GenBank genome assembly.
AUGGAUUUGAGAAGUCAAAAUGAAAGAAUUUCGCAGUGGUUAGCUGAUUCUGAAACGGAGUCAAUCCCCGAAGAUCAACCACCGUCAUCGGAAUCUGAAGAAAACAAUUCUUUGGAGACGGAAAUUCACAUCCAAACUGAUGGAAGCGACGAGGAUGGUGCAGUUUCUUCAGACGAUGAGUUUUUCGUUUCACGUCGCAGACAUAAUCGAAGGUUAGUCGUAGAUUCCGAUGAUGAUAUGCCUCUGGUAUCUCGCACUGAUCAGAUGGAUUCUGGUCCUGAGGAACUACCACAGCAGCAAUCAAUCAUCCAACCGAGACAGAAUUUUAUGUACGGAAAAAAUCAACACAAAUGGUCUGCAAAACCUAGAGAUCCACGUACUCAUACGGCUGGUCGUAAUGUGCUCCACAUAAUACCAGGUCCUGCGGGUAUUGCCAAAGAAAUCUCAGAUCCAAAACAACUUCAUCUCUUUGUUGAGGAGGAAAUGAUAGACGAUAUUGUGCAGUAUACGAACGUCGAAAUUGACAUAAAGAGCAAUAAAUAUAAAACAUCUAAAUAUACUACUUCACAAACGUCGCCCAAUGAAAUCAAGGCAUUGCUGGGUCUACUAAUUCAAUCUGCAGCUCUUAAAAGUAACCAUUUACCUACUCGAACUUUGUUUGAUACCUUGAGAAAUGCGAAAACUUACAGAGCCUGUAUGAGUGCAGAAAGGUUUGACUUCAUACUGAGAUGUAUGAGAUUUGAUGAUAGGAAUACUAGGCAAGAGAGAAGGGAGUCUGACAGAUUGGCGCCAAUAAGAGAUUUCUGGGAAAAGUUUAUAGGGAAUUGCAGGAAAUGGUAUAAACCAGGUUCUUACAUAACCGUGGACGAACAAUUGGUUGGUUUUAGAGGUCGCUGUCCCUUUCGGAUGUAUAUCCCCAAUAAACCCAACAAAUAUGGCUUAAAGCUUGUUAUGAUGGCGGAUUCUAGUACGAAGUACAUGUGUAAUGCAAUGCCUUACAUGGGAAAAAACACGAACACAGGUAGCGAGCCAUUAGCAACUUAUUUUGUGAAGGAGCUAUCUAAACCGUACCAUGGGUCAAACCGGAAUAUAACCAUGGAUAAUUGGUUUACUUCGGUUCCUCUAGCAGAAGAGCUGUUGAAACCACCGUAUAAACUCACAGUGGUAGGUACAUUACGAAGUAACAAGCGGGAAAUUCCCAAAGAAAUGGCGAAUACUAGAUCUAGACCAGUCGGUACUUCGGUGUUCGGUUUCGACAAAGAAUUGACGUUGGUGUCAUAUAAACCAAAGCCAAAUAAGGUUGUUUACCUUCUUUCUUCUACACAUGACCAACCUGCUAUUAAUACAGACACAAAAAAAAAACAGAAAUUAUAG